UGCACAGAACAUAACAGAAGCAAGGUGUCCCAAUGAAUUCCCAACUCAUUAUGCAACUCCAGUAUAUAACCCCGCUAUGCUCAACAGCCCCCAAUCACAAAGAUAGUCGCAGCCACAAGGAACACUUGAUACCCCAACACACUCUAGAGGAAGAUUUGACAUGGAUUUCAUCUUACCACCCACGAUACCCGUUGAUGGCAUCCAAUGGGAGAAGGUUUUACCGCCACUUUUCCCCCGUCUCAAUGGGACUUACGGACAAUAUAACUGGACACCCCAACUGUUAAUUCCAGAGAUUGAUAGUACCAGCGCUGCAGAGGCAACUUGUGACGAUAGUGGAUUUACAGUUCAAGUCGAUGUCAAACUAUUUAACCCAAAGGAUCUGUUGGUCAAAGUAAUCGGAGAUUUUGUAGAGGUACAAGGAAAGCACGAAGAAAGAAAGAAAGAUAGUCCUGGAAUGACAACACGGCAGUUUAACCGUCGCUAUCGAAUUCCAAAGGGUGUGGACACCAUGGCUUUAGAAUCAGCAGUUUCUCCGGAUGGUGUGCUCAUCAUAACUGCACCCAUACUACAAAGAGAAAUGUCCCAAUCACAGCCGUUCUCAUAGAAUCCGUUUGUUAUGUUCUAAUAUGGCAUCAUGGUGUUUGAGAUUUGUAAAUAUAUGCUAUUUCAUGUCAACCUCCAUAGUAUUUUAAGAAUCAACAAUUUGUAAAUAUUAGCAUUACAGUUUAAAAGCUGUUUUCAUUUUAAGCAGUCAUGUUCUGGUUAUAGAAUUUUUGUUGUAUUUUAUUUCCUCCAUAAAUGUCAAUAAAAUAC
Messenger RNA from Corythoichthys intestinalis (scribbled pipefish), 813 nucleotides. It is a transcript of the gene hspb6, whose product is annotated as heat shock protein, alpha-crystallin-related, b6. NCBI's taxonomy places the organism in Eukaryota, Metazoa, Chordata, Actinopteri, Syngnathiformes, Syngnathidae. Bases 161 to 604 code for a protein of 147 amino acids. The record is from RefSeq and is a predicted model, not a curated record. Gene Ontology annotation, biological process: response to heat; protein refolding; negative regulation of apoptotic process. The transcript is spliced from 4 exons. Gene Ontology annotation, cellular component: nucleus; cytoplasm.